Messenger RNA from Telopea speciosissima, 3356 nucleotides. RefSeq names its product probable ubiquitin-like-specific protease 2B. Gene Ontology annotation, biological process: proteolysis. The transcript has 16 exons. Lineage: Eukaryota; Viridiplantae; Streptophyta; Magnoliopsida; Proteales; Proteaceae. The record is from RefSeq and is a predicted model, not a curated record. Gene Ontology annotation, molecular function: cysteine-type peptidase activity. Bases 267 to 3077 code for a protein of 936 amino acids.
GUCGGCUACAUUUAUAAAACGAAGGGUACACCGACCAACGUGUGGACCGCUCUGCGGGUUUCGUCUGCUCAUCUAACCACAGACAAUAUUUCCCUCGCGAGUUCGUAAAUUCGAAAUCCUCAGUGUAUUUUCUGAAAUCUGAAUCAAUCCAAUUAAAUGAUCUACGAUGGAAGGGUAGGGUUCUUCGAUGAUCUAAGCUUUAAUUCAACAUCUUUGUUGUCUCGCCCCGUGGAUUCAAGUGUUUAACAUCCUUGGUAGCAUCGCGAAUGAUGGGAAAGUCUUCUCGCGAAAAAUUAGCAGUUUUUGACUUCAAUGAGGAAGAUGAGCUUGUUGAACAGGCUUCUGUUCGAUAUAUUGGGAAAGUUAGAAACACUGAGGAUAGACCUUCUGCAAUCAUGAAGUAUGAAUUCAUUCGAAAUUUUGCUGGGGGAGGAAUAGAAACCAAUAAUGCAUCAUACGUAGAUCUAGAUGCAAGUGAUAGCAAGCACAAAUGCAAAAGUUCUGGUUUGUGUGAUCUGAGUCCAUCAGAAGGAGAAUCUGCCACUAAAGAAGGAUUUUUGGGUUUGGAUGCUGUUCUAAUAUCCAAGUCUACGAAUCAUGAACCAAAUGUUCAUACGAGCCCAGAUACAUUUGAACCUGGGAGUCUAUUUUCUGGACGAAAUCCCCUUGCAAUGAGAGCUUUAAGUCCGAGCAUACCUCCAACUGGGAACAAGCGAUUAAAUUGCACUUUUCUGGACCCUUCAUCUGAUAAUGAGUCUGUUGGAGUGAUUUCGGAUGAUAAUGAAAGCAUGAAAGGGAGUUUUCCGUCGACUUCUUCUGAUCUUAUGGAAAAUGAAGGGGAACCAGCAUCAGAUUAUUGUUACAGCCAUUGGGCAAUGGAGAAUGCAAACACGGCAAUUGCUGUUUCCCCUGAUUUUGUUAGAUAUGGGGAUGGAUAUUCUACAGAAUCUCUGUUAACUUUUUCCUGCAGUUUCAUCAAGCUUGAAGUUUUAACCACAUGUGGGAACAAGGAAUCUUUUAGCUUUGAGUGGACAAUUGAUGAUCUCAUUGGGAUUGAAUCGCAGUGGUGUGAAAUGGCCGAAACUGCUCUAGUUAAACUUUGUUUAAAAGAAGCGGAUGCAGUAGGAGCUGAAAAUGCAGGUGAGGUUCCAGGUGUUGUUGAAUUGACUUUCGUUGUUUCUGAUCCUCAGUGGUCUGAGAAACAGGAAAUGAUCGCACAAUUACAUGCAAGAUACAAGGCUAUAUGGAAUUUUGUUCUUGAUGCUGAAGUAGAUGACUUCAGGGGUCGAAAUAGCCUUUCUAAAGUGAACUAUUUCAGUUCUAGUGUGGCUUUUGAAGAUGUUAUCUAUCCAAAAGGGGAUCCCGAUGCUGUUUCUAUUGGUAAGAGAGAUGUCGAGCUACUACAACCGGAGACAUUUAUCAAUGAUACUAUUAUUGACUUCUAUAUUAAAUAUUUGAAGAAUAAGAUUAAAUCGGAGGACAAGCAUCGGUUUCACUUUUUUAAUAGUUUUUUCUUUCGCAAGCUGGCUGAUCUAGACAAAGAUCCAUCUAGUGCUUCCGAAGGCAGAGAAGCUUUUCUACGUGUUCGUAAGUGGACAAGGAAAGUGGAUCUAUUUGAAAAGGAUUACAUCUUUAUUCCUGUUAAUUUCAAUUUACACUGGAGCUUGAUUGUCCUCUGUCAUCCGGGUGAAGUGGUUAACUUUAAAGAUGAAGAUAUUGAAAAGUCCCCUAAAGUACCAUGCAUAUUGCACAUGGAUUCUAUUAAAGGAAGUCAUAAAGGCCUAAAGAAUCUUAUUCAAAGUUACCUAUGGGAAGAGUGGAAAGAAAAGAAAAGAGAGUCAUCAGAAGAUGUUUCAGCAAAAUUCUCUAAUUUGCGGUUUGUGCCCCUAGAGCUGCCACAGCAGGAAAAUUCAUUUGAUUGUGGCCUGUUCUUGCUGCACUAUGUGGAAUUGUUUUUGGAAGAAGCUCCAGUUGACUUCAGCCCUUUCAAGAUUACAAAAUUUUCCCACUUUCUUAGCAUGGAUUGGUUUCCACCUGCUGAGCCGUCAUGCAAGCGUAAACUUAUCAAGAAAUUAAUUUAUGAAAUCCUUGAAGAGUAUUCUCAAAAAGUUCCUCAGCCUGCUUCUGGUGACAAGCAAAGUUCCUCUGAGUUUCAACAAGAUAUUGAAAAUGAAAAUGGAGUGGAAAUUCUUUCAGAGGAGCUCAGUCCCAGAAAGAUAUGUCAGAAUGACUCUUCUUCCACUGUUGAACAAGGAAUAGAAAUCAAUCUUUUGCCUAGAUCUCCUAGGGAGCUUCUCCAAUGCAGCAGAGAUUCAGGAUUGAUUUAUAGGGAGUUUUUCACUCCAGGAGCCACUGCAGCAUCGUCUCCUGAUGGACACUACAGACCUUUUGAUACAAUGCCAUCUUUGCACAAAUUGAAGUCUGCUAUGUCACCUAUAGAGGAAGAUUCAGAAACUGGCGAGCAAUUUGUGUACUCUUCAUCAGCGGAUUGUCAACCACUGGCAGGAUUGACAGAGGAAGCUUGUAAAACUUCUUCUCAUUCCUCCAAAGAGUGUGAACCAUUUGUGAGUCUUUUGGACCCAAAAAUAUCCAUGCAACUGGAGGAACACAUGGAUGGGCACACAUCCCCUAACCCUUCAGAUUAUGGAUCACCUAGUUCAGCAGGAGGGGCUGAUGAGCAUGACCCAACGAAGGAUGUGGUGUCUCCAAAUCAUCAAUAUUCCCAGAAGCUGAGCCGAGCAUCACCACAAAAAGUUGGGUGUAUCACAGAAUGCCUCGCUUCACCUCCCAGUGGGAAUUUAGAAAGACAAGUUGUUGAAGAUUCUCAAGAGGUGGACGGUGAGAAUUUAGAAAGCCAUAUUGUUGAAGAUUCACCAGAGGUGGAUAGACUGGCUAAUAGCAAUGAGCCUGAUGAUCCUCUUUGCUCCGUUCCAGAAAAUGCUACGUCCUCAUCCCAUCAUGAGGCUGACAUCACAGAAGACAUGGAUGUUGAAAUCAAUGAUGUGCUACUUAGCGGGGAUUCUAUAUCAGAAUCAUUCAACGAGCCAGUUACAAAACGCCCAAGGCUUACAUCUUAACAAGAAGCUCACUAGGGGGACUGCAUUUGACUAGAGAUCAUGUUCCCUGGCUAACCAUUGGGGAUUUUCCAUCCUACUCGGUAUUAAUCCAUUAGAUUGUGAAUAUCUGCUGCAUCUCUACAUUUACUGUGUUGGGGAUUUGGUGAGUUGAUCAGGGGAACAGAUAGAUGUGAAAAAUAGGUGGAUGGAUUCAUCAGGUCCUUUUCUGGUAUAAUUUCUUGUAAAAGCAUCACAUUUGGUGCUCCUGGACGUUUGUGUAAAUAUACCAGGUUUUCUCCG